This is a messenger RNA of Struthio camelus australis, 705 nucleotides long. It is a transcript of the gene TNNI1, whose product is annotated as troponin I1, slow skeletal type. Gene Ontology annotation, cellular component: troponin complex. Gene Ontology annotation, biological process: skeletal muscle contraction; cardiac muscle contraction. The record is from RefSeq and is a predicted model, not a curated record. NCBI's taxonomy places the organism in Eukaryota, Metazoa, Chordata, Aves, Struthioniformes, Struthionidae.
CCCAAGAUCACAGCCUCACGCAAACUGUUGUUGAAGAGCUUGAUGCUGGCAAAAGCGAAGGAGGAAUGGGAACAGGAGCUCAUUGACAAACAGUCAGAGAAGGAAAGAUAUCUGUCUGAGCGAAUCACACCAUUGUAUACCAGUGGGCUUUCCUUGAGCCAGCUCCAGGACCUGUGCAGGGAGCUGCAUGCGAAAGCUGAAAUUGUGGAUGAAGAGCGAUAUGACAUCGAAGCAAAAUGCAACCAUAACACCCGGGAGAUUAAAGACCUGAAACUGAAAGUGCUUGACCUCCGGGGAAAGUUCAAGCGACCCCCCCUGCGGCGAGUCCGGGUCUCUGCUGAUGCUAUGCUGAGGGCUCUGCUGGGCUCCAAGCACAAGGUUUCCAUGGAUCUGAGAGCCAACCUGAAGUCUGUCAAGAAGGAGGAUACGGAGAAGGAGCGCCCUGUGGAAGUGGGUGACUGGCGCAAGAACGUGGAAGCCAUGUCCGGUAUGGAGGGCCGAAAGAAGAUGUUCGAUGCUGCCAAGUCCCCCACAGGCCAGUGAGAGGAGCGUCAGGCCAGGAAGAAGAGCCUCCCCAAUCCUGCUGUCUGCCUCCCUUGUCCUUGCUGCCCCUCCUUGCUCUUUAUGCACAUACCCUGAAUUCACCACUGAGCUGAAGCGUGUGGACAACUACUUGGGAAGGAGAUCUGAGCCUCUUCCUUUCCG